Brassica napus (rape) is the source of this 5439-nucleotide messenger RNA. RefSeq lists its product as uncharacterized. Gene Ontology annotation, biological process: DNA repair; telomere maintenance. Bases 1 to 5439 code for a protein of 1812 amino acids. The transcript has 12 exons. The record is from RefSeq and is a predicted model, not a curated record. Lineage: Eukaryota; Viridiplantae; Streptophyta; Magnoliopsida; Brassicales; Brassicaceae. Gene Ontology annotation, molecular function: DNA helicase activity.
AUGGCAUCUGUAACUUCUAUUGUCGAUUUGAAACCGUUCAAAACCAGCUGGACGAUCAAGGUGAAGGUUAUUCGAUUGUGGAAACAAACAACUGGUGGUGGUGGUGAGACCAUUGAUAUGGUUCUGUGCGAUGUUAAGGGAAAUAAAAUUCAUGCUUCAGUGAAGAAGGAGUUGGUGGCUAAAUACGAUCCCUUCCUGAAAGAAGGACACUCAAACAUGUUCAUCAAUUUCUCCUUGGUGCAUUCUGUUGGUUCGUAUAGAACAACAACGCAUCCUUACCGGAUUAGUUUCCUAUCCAAAACCCGUGUCCUACCCAGUGAACAACUGCCGGGGGAUCUUUGCGGAUUCCAACCCGUGAAGUACAACGAAGUGCUUGACGGGAGUCUAAAUCCGGAUUAUUUAAUUGAUAUAAUCGGCCAUAUUGUUAAGGUUAGUCACAUUGAACAUGUUAAUGUCAAUGGACAGGAGACAGAGAAACUCUGUGUGGAAUUGCGAAACUCCGAAGAUGGCACUAAUCAACGGCCAGUUCAAGUGGGGCAAAAGAGAAAAUUGAGUCGAAGGGACUCCAUAUGUGUAUCCCCGGGCGUUGAUAAUGCGAAUCAGAACAGCAGAGGGACGGAUUUGGAUUGUCCAGUCAAGAAAAAGUCGAAAGGGCAAGAGAUAAUGAAACCAGAUACUCUGCUUAACGUAUCUAAAAAUAACAGCGUAACCAUAUCUCAGCCUGUAAAGGAUCCAGAUUUUAUAACUUGGUCUUCUACAUUGUCAUCGAUACGAAGACAUGAUACUGGUUUAGUUAUCGACUGUGAUCCUACCCAGCCUUUAGAUAAGUCAUUCGCACCCGAAGUUGAUGUAAGUUGUCAGACAGCCCCGGAGGUGGAAACUUUUACUACAGUAGAUGAGAGUGAUGAAGAAGAUUCGGGUGAUGAGUACUGGGACUGUUCUAGCAAUGAUGCAGAUGAUUUGAACUCUGAUUCAGACAUUGACGAAAAUGGUACUCUCGCCCAGAGGCAGCAACGUCAGUUAUAUAUUAACAAGGUGUCCGAAUGUUUUUCAAAUUCAUUUGGGGGGAAUACCCAGAGUAAUGCCAUAACUUCAGUGUCUGGACCGCCUACCAGAAAAGAAGAAGAGUAUAAAGAUGACGGAGAUUUGACCAACAAAUGUGCAUACUGUGGAGCGCUAUUUUGGUUUAACGAACGAAUAGGGAAGGGCAGGAAGACAAGAAAUCCAGUAUUCACCAUGUGUUGUAUGAGAGGCAAAAUAAAGCUUCCUGUUCUUAAAGAACCACCGGAACUGCUUUUAAGGCUGCUUACUAAUGAUGAUGUUAUCAGCAAACAUUAUCGGGACAAUAUAAGACCCUUAAACAUGAUGUUUUCCUUUACAUCACUAGGAGGGAAAAUAGAUAAUUCUAUUAACACGGGAAAGGGUCCAAAAGUUUUUAAGAUGCAUGGGGAGAAUUAUCAUUUAAUUGGAAGUGUGAAGCCAAAACCUAACGAGACGGCAAAGUUUUCUCAGUUAUAUAUCCAUGAUACAGAGAAUGAAGUUCAAAAUCGAUUGUCUGCAUUGAGUGGGAACAAAGAGAAAAGCAAAAUUAGGGCGGAUCUGGUAAAGGAAAUUAUGGAAAUGUUGAGGGCAUGCAAUGUUCAUGUGAAGUCUUUUCGGAAUGUUAUGGAUAGAUUUAAUGACGCAGACGAUACGGAAACACUGUCUUUGGUCUUGCUCCAUACGCGUUUACAAGAUGGACGUGUUACCAAUCUACCCACAGCUUCGGAAGUAGCUGCGUUGGUUGUUGGUGAUUUUCGGGAGAAUAUGGACAAGCGUGAUAUUAUUCUAGAGAAAACGUCUGGGAAACUUAAGAGGAUAAAUGAGUUGCAUCCUUGCUAUCUACCUAUGCAAUAUCCUCUUAUUUUCCCUUACGGUGAGGACGGUUUUCGUCUAGGAAUAAAAAAUGGUUUCACAGGAAUAACUAAAAACAAGAAACCUAAUAUAAGCAUGAGGGAAUUUUUUUCCUAUCGGAUUAUGAUUCGCAAAGUUGGAUCGCAUGUUCUUCUUCUCAGCCGACGUCUACUGCAACAAUUUCUGGUUGAUGCAUAUACUAUGAUUGAAAGCCACCGUCUUCGAUUCAUCAGAAAAAACCAGGCAAAACUAAGGACGCUAAAGUUCAGUAAGUUUGUUGCUGCUGCAAAUGAGGGUCAUUCGAAUGUGUCUAUUGAGGGAAACCGCAUUAUCUUACCAGCUUCUUUCACUGGGGGUCCUCGAUAUAUGCAUCAAAUGUAUUUAGAUGCCAUGACGAUUUGCAAAUACUUUGGAUUUCCCUCUCUAUUUAUUACAUUCACGUGUAAUCCAAAAUGGCCUGAGCUGGAAAGGUAUAUGCAGAAGUUUAAUCUAAAGGCUGAGGACAGACCCGAACUGUGUUGUCGACUCUUCAAGAUUAAGUUGGAUAGGUUAAUGGACGAUCUUACAAAGAAAUAUCUGCUUGGGAAAACUGUUGCUGCAAUCUACACAGUCGAGUUUCAAAAACGAGGCCUUCCACAUGCGCAUAUUCUGCUAUUUAUGGAUGCGUUGCACAAGCUACCGGGAGCGGAAGAUAUAGAUCGUAUAAUUUCUGCUGAAAUCCCUGAUAAAGAGUCUGAACCGAGAUUAUAUGAAGUUGUGAAAAACAUGAUGAUUCAUGGGCCAUGUGGUGUUGUGAACAGAGGAUCUCCAUGUAUGGUAGAUGGACGAUGUAGCAAGUUUUUUCCAUGGAAUUUUGUAGAGACAACGACAGUAGAUGCUCAAGGGUACCCCGUGUAUCGAAGAAGGGACAAUGGAGCUUUCAUUGAGAAGAAGGGAAUUAAAUGUGACAACAGGUUUGUAGUCCCCUAUAACAAGGAACUCUUACUUAGCUACAAUGCACACAUCAACGUGGAGUGGUGUAAUCAGUCAAGAUCUAUAAAAUAUUUAUUUAAGUACAUCAACAAGGGCCAAGAUCGUGUCACCGCAACAAUAACUCAAAAAUCGACAACUGAGUCUGCAGCUGAAGGGAAUACUGAUGCAUCUGGGGUCACAGCAGCCUCUGUCACUACGAACGCCUCAGAAAACGUUGAACCACAAGUUGAUGAAAUUAAAAAGUACUUUGAGGCCAGGUAUAUUUCUUCUUGCGAAGCAACGUGGAGAAUACUGGCUUUUCCAACGCAUUACCGAUCUACACCCGUGGAGAAGCUUACAUUCCAUUUAGAAGGCGAACAACCGGUUAUAUACAGGGAGGGUGAUACGGUUUCAAGUGUUAUGGAACGCAGUUUUUUAUGCAAGACAAUGUUCUUAGCUUGGUUUGAAUGUUGUAUCAAGUACCCCGAGGCGAGAGAACUGACAUAUGCGCAAAUGCCAACAAGAUUUGUUUACGACGCAAAACAGAAAGAAUGGAACCCACGGAAGAAAGGUUUUGCGAUAGGUAGAUUGGCGCCGGUAUCCCCAGGUUCAGGUCCGCAAUAUUAUCUAAGGGUUUUGAUAAAUAAGGUAAAAGGCCCAACGUGCUAUGCAGAUAUCAGAACUGUCAAUGGUGUUAUUCACCCGAGUUAUGAGGAUGCAUGUUUCGACCUUGGACUUUUGGAUGAUGACAAAGAAUAUAUUGAAGGUUUGAAAGAGUGUAGUUUCUGGGCAUCAAGUGGAUAUGCGCGCAAACUGUUUGCUAAGAUGUUGAUAUCGGAUAGUUUGUCUAUGCCUAAAUUAGUUUGGGAAGAAACUAAAGAUAUUUUGUCUGAAGAUGUGCUUUAUAUGGAGCGAAAAAAACGACGUAAUCCAGGUCUGAUUUUGACCGAAGAAGAGAUUCUUAAUUCAACUUUGAUUAUGAUUGAAACUAUUCUACGUCAGAAGAAUACUUCUUUGGAUAAAUGGACAACAAUGCCAAAGCCAGUGUAUAACUGUAAUUCCCUCUGCGAGAAUCAGUUGUUACAGGAUGAGCUCAACUAUCCAAGAGAUGAGUUGCGUGUUAAACACGCUGAAUGGCUUCCGCAGAUGACAGAUGAGCAAAGAUCAGUGUACGAGGAGAUAAUAUCUGCAGUUAUAAACAAAAAAGGUGGAGUUUUUUUUGUUUAUGGAUUUGGAGGAACAGGAAAAACAUUCAUGUGGAAUAUUUUGUCAGCUGCUAUACGAUCUAAAGGUGAUGUUGUACUUAAUGUGGCAUCCAGCGGCAUUGCCUCUUUACUACUACCUGGUGGGAGAACAGCUCAUUCACGGUUCGGAAUUCCUAUCAAUCCAGAUGAAUCCUCCACUUGCAAUAUUCAACCAGGCAGUGAUCAAGCCGAGGUAAUAGAAAAAUCUUCUUUAAUUAUAUGGGAUGAGGCACCUAUGAUGAGUAGACACUGCUUUGAAGCACUAGAUCGGAGUUUGGGUUAUAUUAUGAAGACUGCAGAUGGAACACCUUAUGGCGGAAAAGUUGUCGUUUUUGGAGGGGACUUCAGACAGAUAUUACCAGUUAUUCCAAGGGGAAAUAGGGCGGACAUUGUAAUGGCGACGCUUAAUUAUUCAUACUUGUGGAAGCAUUGCAAAGUUCUUCAACUGUCAAAAAAUAUGAGGUUGUUAGCAGAAACAAAUAUUCGCGAAGCUGAAGAGAUUAAAGAAUUCUCAGACUGGAUAUUGGCUUUGGGAGAUGGAAGAAUCAAUGAACCAAAUAGUGGAGAAGUUCUGAUUGAUAUUCCGAAAGAUCUAUUGAUUAAAGAGGCUAAUGAUCCAAUUCGUGCUAUUGUUUCAGAAGUAUAUGGAAACACUUUCAAAGAUUCUAGAGAUCCAAUAUUCUUUCAAGAAAGAGCUAUUUUGUGUCCAACAAAUGCAGAUGUUGAGGUGAUAAACAACUACAUGCUUGAUCAGCUAACAGGUGAGGAGAAGAUAUACUUAAGUUCUGACAGUAUCGAUCCAACUGAUACGAAAUCGCAAGAUGAUUCUAUUUUCUCUCCGGAAUUCCUCAAUAGUAUAAAAACUUCAGGGUUACCAAACCAUACUCUUAGACUGAGAGUUGGAACCCCUGUUAUGAUAUUAAGAAAUAUCGAUCCGGAAGAGGGUUUGUGCAAUGGAACGCGUUUACAGAUAACCCAGCUGGCAAAUCAUAUUCUACAGGCGAAAGUGAUUACAGGAACUAGAGUCGGUGAGAUCGUAUGGUUACAUCGAAUGUUAAUUACGCCAUCUGAUACAAAGCUUCCAUUUAAAAUGCGGCGUAGGCAAUUCCCAUUAAAGGUUGCGUUUGCGAUGACAAUCAACAAGAGCCAGGGUCAAACAUUAUCAAACGUAGGGUUGUAUCUACCCAAAUCGGUGUUUUCCCAUGGACAGUUGUAUGUCGCUGUGUCUCGGGUGAAGUCAAGGAAAGGAUUAAAGAUUCUGAUAACCGACAAGGAUGGAAAACAGGAGAAUAGUACCAUGAAUGUUGUCUAUAAAGAAGUUUUCCAGAAUUUGUUUGACAAUGAGCAAUGA